Boleophthalmus pectinirostris (great blue-spotted mudskipper) is the source of this 749-nucleotide messenger RNA. Its product is annotated as lactose-binding lectin l-2-like. The transcript has a single exon. Lineage: Eukaryota; Metazoa; Chordata; Actinopteri; Gobiiformes; Gobiidae. The coding region runs from base 12 to 518 and encodes 168 amino acids. Gene Ontology annotation, molecular function: signaling receptor activity. The record is from RefSeq and is a predicted model, not a curated record.
CUGCCUUUGAGAUGAAGACCAUGCAGUCGUCCAUCUUCUUCCUGCUGCUUCUGGGUGUGUCCCUGGGUUUUGCUGCUCCACCUGAGCUCAGUGAAGUGCAGCUGGUGCAGGGGACCUGUCCCAUGUCCUGGUUCAGCUUCAACGGUCACUGUUACAAGUAUGUCUCCAAUCAAACGACCUGGGCUGAUGCAGAGAUCUACUGUGUGUCUCAGAGCUCCAACCUGGUGUCCAUCCACAGCCUGGAAGAACACAACUUUGUGAAGAGUUUAAUUCAGAAGUUUGAUCCCAUUCUGGGACGAACUUGGAUUGGACUCAGUGACAUCCACAAAGAAGGAGCGUGGAUGUGGUCUGAUGGUUGUCCAGUGGUGUUUACGAAGUGGUUUCAGGGACAACCAGACAAUGCAGGAGGAAAUGAACACUGUGUGGAAAUCUGUUAUGGUCAUCACAACACCUGGAAUGAUGUUCCUUGCUCAAAUACCUAUGCCUCUGUCUGUGCCACACGUAAACUUGGCUGUUAGAAAUGAUGCCACAAACCAACACCUGGACAUGGACUUUACCUUCUGAUUUGAUGAUGAGGUUCUACAUUCUGAAUGUUUGGUUCUGUGGGAUACAAAACAGAUUCUAAUGUAUGUAGACUGUAAGAGUUAAACACUGAUCAAACAAUGACUCUGAUUACAAAACAAAAUGUGACAGUUUAUAGUUUUGUCAUUGACUUGAUCUGUGAAUAAAAAAACUGGAGUCUGCUGCCA